Messenger RNA from Neoarius graeffei (lesser salmon catfish), 5927 nucleotides. RefSeq names its product jumonji and AT-rich interaction domain containing 2b (gene jarid2b). The transcript is spliced from 18 exons. Gene Ontology annotation, biological process: chromatin remodeling. Lineage: Eukaryota; Metazoa; Chordata; Actinopteri; Siluriformes; Ariidae. Gene Ontology annotation, cellular component: nucleus. Bases 195 to 4016 code for a protein of 1273 amino acids. The record is from RefSeq and is a predicted model, not a curated record. Gene Ontology annotation, molecular function: histone demethylase activity; DNA binding.
CACACACACACACACACACCACCGGGGGAUUUAAACCGCCUGUGUUUUUCUUCUUUUUGUUUCUGCUUUUGUUGAAGGAGGGAAAAAAAAAGAGAGGAGGCACGAGGAAGGAAAGAAAAGGAGAAAUCCAUGUGGCUGUUCUGUCUUUAGCGACAUCUUUUUUUUUUUUUUUUUUUUGGGGAUUGGAUCGCAGGAUGAGCAAAGACAGACCGAAGAGGAACAUCAUCCACAAGAGAAGAGAUGACGACAGCGAUGGGAUCCCCUGGUCGGAAGAGCGAGUGGUGCGGAAGGUCCUCUAUCUCUCACUGAAGGAGUUUAAGAGCGCACAGAAAAGGCAGCUCUGCGACGGCAUCGGCGAUGGAGCCAAAAGCCCAAAUGGCUCUCUGUCGAGUGUCCAGCUCAACGGUUCUGGCUCUAAAGGAGGACACAAAGAGGACGACUCUCGCUCUCAGAGCACGGAUGGAGGGAGCGAGUGCUGGGAGGAUGGACCGGCUAAAAAGAGACCCAGACUGCAGGCCCAGAGGAAGUUCGCUCAGUCUCAGCCCAACUCUCCCAGCAGCACUCCGGUGAAGACGGCCGACCCGUCGCUGCCCACGCCAGCCACGCAGAUCACCGAUCUCUCCAGACGCAAGCCCAAGACCGAGGACUUCCUCACUUUCCUCUGCCUCCGAGGCUCCCCGGCUUUACCCAGUAACGUGGCCUACUUUGGCAGCUCUCAGGAUGAGGACGAGCUGGAGGACGAUGAGGAAUGCGAGGAGGAGAAGCCGCCCAGCGUGGCAUCCACAUCCUGCCAGUCCACACCACGGAAAGGCAAACCGCCCGGCAAACUCAACGGACAGGUGUUUAAUGGCCACACUAAGCUGAUGAAGGAGCGGGAAAGCACGCUGAGGCCCAAACUCAGAGACUCGUCAAUGGGGAAGGAGCGCUCGGAGAGGGUGGAGGAGUGGAGAGACAUCCCACAACCUACCACAACCAGAACUCACACCUCCAUCGGAGUUGGCAUUAAAGGAACCACAGAGGAACUACGCAAGCAGGUCUCUAAAGUGAACGGCUUUUCACAGCCAUCUCCUGCCAACGUGGUCACUGCCAAAAAAUCGAAAGACUGCCGCCUACCCUCCAGAACUGUGAAGUACACGGCCACCGUGACCAAGGGCCACGUCACCUACACCAAAGCGAAAGGAGAACUGGUAAAGAAAGCCAAACUGAACCACAGCAAACAUUCUGCUGCUGCUGCUGGCAGCAAUCAGCAUCCAGCCAGCAACGGGCACGGUGCCCAGCCCCCUCACUCAGGGAAAGCCCCAAGUGGCAAUGCAAAAACCCGCAAACAGGUGCUGUUAUCAAACGAGCUGCAUGGCGCAGCCAAUGGGGACGCCACUGUUCGCUUCAACGGGAGGAUCAACGGACUCCAUAGCUCUAAGGAGGAAGAGUUGGAGGACGAAGGUCGGCAGGGGCGGCAUGGUCUGCGCAAUUCCAAACGUAGGAUGGAUACAGGACAAGAAGUUACGGAGCCUAAGUCCAAGGUUUUGCUCUCAGAGGCUAAAAAGCCUAAACUUGCGUCGCUCCCGGUAGUGGAGACACGCAGCAAGAAGGUGCUAAACCAGGACAAGGCUUCAACAGCCCUUGCAAACGGGCACAGCAUCACGGAAACGGCUGCCUCACCUACACCAAAAACAGGCCCCAUCCCUGCUCCAGCCUCACCAGCUGCCCCAGGCUCCGCCCACCAGAGCCCAGCCAACCCGGAGCCAGCAAGGCAACGGCCUAAGCGUGCCUCAGCCGGGAGGCUGAUGUUCAUCCACAGAGUGCAACAGAGGACCAAGAGCUGGCAUGCUAACUCUAAUGCUAACACUACCUCAACCAGCAGGCCCUUGAGAGGGUCAGAGCCUCAGACCACACCUCAGAGGGUGGAGCGGGAGCGUGAGAGGGAAAAGGAGAGGGAAAAGGAGCGUGAGAGAAGCCGGGCAGGCCUGGCCGUGCUGCCUGAGGUUCCCGUAUUGAGGCCUAACUCGAGGGAAUUUCAGGAUCCACUGGUGUACCUGGACACGGUGCGAGAAUGCGCAGAAGCUAGUGGGCUGUGCCGAGUGGUCCCACCUCCUGACUGGCGUCCCGAGUGCAAGCUAAACGACGAGAUGCGCUUCAUUACGCAGGUGCAGCGGGUGCAUAAGCUCGGCCGCCGCUGGGGCCCCAAUGUUCAGAAACUCGCCUGCAUCAAGAAACACCUCAAAUCUCAGGGCAUCAGCAUGGAGGAGCCACCAGUCAUCGGAGGCUGCGAGUUGGACCUGGCACGCUUCUCUGAAUUGGUCAGCGACAUGGGUGGCAUGCAGCGGGUGAUGGAUCUGAAGAAGUGGAGCCGUUUAGCAGAUCUGCUCCGGAUCCCGAGGUCGGCUCAGGAACGGCUGGCUAAGCUCCAGGAAGCCUACUUGCAGUUCCUGCUCUCCUAUGAUCAGCUUUCUCCGCACGAGCAGCGUCGCCUCGAGCAUGACGUGCUGGCCGAGAAGGAGACGCUGGAGCGCCGCCGGGGGCCCCUGGAGGGUCACUCGGAGAGCUGGAACGGCCACACCUUGCCAAUGCCACGCUACGAGCCCAAGAACGGGCUCCACGGACCAGGGAAGGAGCCGGAGACGCCGCGUAACCCCGGACGCCGUCGACUGUUCACUCACGAGAAGAAGAAAGAGGGGCAUGUAGAAGAGGAAGGAAACGACGGGGUUCUCAGUGACCAGCACAAGUGUAUAUACAAGGGGAGGUCAGUGUCUUUGACCACCUUCUACAGAAUAGCCAGGAAUACGAUGAUGAUGUGCUUUAAUAAGGAACCCGGAGCGUCAGAAGUCGAGCAAGAGUACUGGAGAAUAGUGGAGCAGAGGGACUGCCAUGUAGCGGUGCAUUAUGGGAAAGUGGACACGAGCACACACGGAAGCGGCUUUCCUGUGGGCAAGUCAGAGCCUUUCUCAAAACAUGGCUGGAACCUCACCGUCGUCCCUCACAACUCCGGCUCCAUCCUGCGCCACCUCGGUGCCGUGCCCGGGGUGACUGUUCCCUGGCUGAACAUUGGCAUGGUCUUUUCUACCUCAUGUUGGUCACGAGAUCAAAACCGCCUUCCAUACAUCGAUUACUUACACACUGGUGCUGACUGCAUUUGGUAUUCGAUUCCUGCUGAGGAGAAGGCUAAGCUUGAUAAAGUAGUGCACACGCUGCUGCACGCCAACGGCACACCAGGACUCGAGAUGCUGGAGAAGAACGUAAUGAUCUCUCCGGAGGUGCUGAGUCGUGAGGGGAUUAAAGUUCACCGCACGGUGCAGCAGAGCGGACAGUUCGUGGUGGUUUUUCCUGGCACGUUUGUCUCCAGAGUAUGUUGCGGCUACAGUGUGUCGGAGACGGUGCACUUCGCCACACCGCAGUGGAUGAACCUGGGCUACGAGGCUGCUAAGGAUCUGAAAUGCAGGCGCAUCGCUAAGCCCUUCUCCAUGGAGAAGCUGCUCUACCAGAUCGCCACGGCCGAGGCCAAACGAGAGAAUGCACUUCUGCUGAGUACAAUCUCCUCUCUUCUCAAAGAUCUCAGGAACAUAGAGAUGAAGCAGAGGCAGGAGCUCUACGAGGCCGGUCUGCUCUCCUCUGCACGCUACGGUGCUCAUGAUAACAGUCACGCAGACAACAGGAAGAAACCACGCAAGUGGCCGGCGCUCGAGUCGUCUGAGAGACGAUGCCAAAUGUGCCAGCACCUCUGUUACCUGUCCAUGGUGGUGCAGGAGAACGAUAACGUGGUGUUCUGUCUGGAGUGUGCACUGCGCUACGUCGAGAAACACAAAUCCUGUCGCGGCCUGAAGAUGAUGUACCGCUACGACGAGGAACAGAUCAACAGUUUGGUGAAUCUGGUGUGCUGUAAAGCUACAAAGAGCUCAGCGGAAAGCUGUAACGGAUCCAGUCCAAACAAAACCCCGACCAAGCGCCGGCCGAGGAAGGGCGCCUCCUUAGAGCUGACUCUCACCCGCUUGGGCAAAAACACCACCAUGGCUGUCUCAUGAGAGAGAGAGAGAGAGAGAGAGACGGAGAGAUGUCGAGACGUCCUGCUCUGAGAUCUACUUUUAACCAAUCGCACCUCUCUCUCUGUCUCGGUUUCUCUCCAGCGCAGAUCUUCUGCCUCCUACAGUACGGCGAGACUUGCUGUGUGCGAGCGAGCUGCCUUUUUUGCACUAGAGCGAAAGAAGGUUUUUUUUUUUGUUUGUUUGUUUGUUUGUUUGUUGUUUUUCCUUUUGUUUUUUGUUUUUUUUUAGUUAGCAUUAAACGGUGACGUGCUCUCUGGUCUGAUUAAGCAACCGAGACGGACGUCGUCCUCUCGCACGGACCCUUUUUCCUCAUCCUCGGCCCUGUCGACUGCAUACACACUCAGCCUGAACUGUGAAUCGAGACACGUCGGUGCUCCUCUUUUACAUUUUUUUUUUUAUUUUUGUGUCAAGAUUCCAGAGACACAAAGGCCGUCCGGUCGGCCUGGACUGCUUUUGUUUAUCUGUUUUUUUUUUUUUUCGUUUUUAAAUGAACGAGUUUGACCUCUUUGAAUUAGUUGCAAAGGCGAGGUAACACUUGAAAGCGAGACUUGUUUUUAGUUUUUGUUUUAGAUGUCAGAUGGUUUUAAUUGGACGGGUGCAGACGUGACGAGCUCCUGCUGCGCUGACGCUUGCGACUCCGUAACUGUGCCUGAUCUUCAGAUCUUCAGCCGAGGAGCUCCGUCCGAUUCUUUGGUGCUGUUUUAUUUUAUUUCUUUUUAACAUCAAUACACAAAAACAAAGGUAAAUGAAAAGGAGUGCUGUCGGCCUUCAGAGGCUUUCCGCUUCGACAUGUGCAAUCGUGUUAACAUUCCACACUUCCUGACUAAACAAUUCAACAGUUAACAUUAAUUAUUAUUAUUAUUAUUAUUAUUGAGGGUUUUUUUUACCAUUAUUUUUUCCAUUUCAUUUUGGAUGAGUCUCAAGUAGAGCCACUAGGCAGAGGGUGUAUAAUGUGAACUAUUUUUUUUCCUUAUUUUUAUUUUUUAUCUUAUGAGUGAUUUUUCUUAAAGGAUCCCAUCAACCUUUUUUUUUCUUUUUUUUUUUGUACAUAAUCCUGUAAAUGUCUGUUUAAAUACUUGAGCCUCUGCGUCGAGGUGCCAGAAAGAGGAAACAAGAUGAAAAACUAACACGUGAUGAAGAAACAGCCUUACCUUUCCGUUUCUUCAUCCGACCGGUGUGAGAGUGUGUGUGUGUGUGUGUGUGUGAGUGUGUGUGUGAGACACGUACAGGGUUCCUCUGGCAUCGUGGAGAAAAUCUGAAGUGCUGCUUAUAUCGCUGAUGAAUAAGAUAUGGAGUAGCGAUGCCCCUCCCCCUCCCCACCUUCAUCCCAGGUUCCUUGGUUUUGUUUUUUAGCUUUACUUUUUUAAAGAAAAGGGAGGAAAAAAAUACCUAAACAAAAAAAAAAGGGUUUUACAUUUUCAUUACUGAAAAUUCAACGAUGUAGUAGCUACUCAUGUUGCACUGAGCUUGCCAGUGGUGACUGUCAAGGAAAAAAAAAACCUAUAAUCCAGUUUGAUGGUUGUCGUCCUUUCCAGAAGACUGAACUGUUUUAGGACUAUUUAAUGAAAACCAAGUCAGGUUUUUUUCAACAGGAAAAAAAAAAUCGUGGUUGUCGAGUUUUUAUGGCCUUAUGAUGUAUUUUAUUCACUUUUUUUGCUGGUUUUGUUUUUUGUUCGUUUUGGGUUUUUUUUUCUUAAAGGUUGUAUGAAAGAUUUGCUCAGCGUCUGGUUAAUUUAUUCGCACUGCGUCUCAGCCUUUCCACACACACACGGGAAGAUUUCAUGUUUGUUAUAUUGCCAUGCUUUCUUUGUUUUACUUUCUUUAUUUUUUACUUUUCAAGUUUGUACUCAAGUUUUAAUAAAAACUUAUGGACAAUUUGUCGCCUUUUCA